AACGCGGCGGCGUGGGCGGCCUACUACGCCCAGUACGGCCAGCAGCCCCAGGCCGGCAUGACCCCCACCAGCGGCGCCCCCGGCACCAGCCAAGCCAACGGUCAAGGUCAACAGAAUCAGCAGCCUCAGGACUACACGAAAGCCUGGGAGGAGUACUACAAGAAACAAGGUCAAGCGGCCCCUCAGGCCGCCCCGGCAGCCGCGGCGGCCGCCACCCAGCCCGGCGGUCAGCCGGACUACAGCGCGGCCUGGGCGGAGUACUACCGGCAGCAGGCCGCCUACUACGGCUCGGCCAACCCCCAGGCCAUGGGCGCCGCCCCCCCAGCCCCCCCGGGCCAGUAAUGUGAAGUGGACAUAAAGUAAAUGCUACAUUGUCGAAACAAAAUCCUUUGUUAAAUGUUUGGAUGCAGACGCCUUGAUGAAGAUCUUAAAUUUCCUUGGUUUGAAAGUGUUUCACAUAGAUGGCAGAUAACCCGGAGAACACGUCCUCUUUGAAAAAGUUUUUUUUUUUUUUCUCUUCUUGUUUAUCUUGUGUUGUUUUUUUCCCCCCCCCCGGUUUUUCUUGUAAAUGCUUUGUUUUUAGUGAGGUAAUUAUACAUAUGGUCAUUCCAGCCCUGUAUCUACAUUUAAUGUGGUUAGAACUCAUGUUUAUUAAACUGUAGACAUUACCAUGUAAAUCAUCUCAGUUUUAAAAAUGCUAUUGCCUGUUGUGUUUUUGCAAUAAAACAAACUGAAACCUCCUGUGUUGGUAAGUUGGGGUGGUUGGAAGGUGGGCUGUAUGUGGUUGUUGCUGUACCCGGGGUGGGCUGGCGGGGGGGGGUUUGAAAUGAUGCAAGCCAUGUAUGGGUUGAGUUGUCCCGAACGGUUGGUUUGGAAGUUGUGCUGUCCUGUCUCUCUCCAACUGUCCACGAGGCUCGUAGACACACAUGCGCGCACUGAUCCGGAGCGGUUCAGCGGAAAAGCGCUUUUGACUCCUGUUCCCGAGGUUACUGACUGUAGCGGUAGACACACGUUUGUCUUAAGAAAGCCGACAGGUACCUGUGAAUCGCACCUCAUGCAUUAACUGCGUUGCUGUGGCGCUCCCUUUUGUCUUUUUGUUGCUUAUGCCUGGUUUUGCAGACAUUGUUGAGCCUGUACACUUUUUUUAAAAAGAAAUACCAAAUUGUUUUUGCCUUCAUAGUCACUUCCUCCUCCACAGGCGAGUUUAGAGCAGCGGUAAGCAGGUACUCUGUCCAUGUUCCUCAGAAAAUGUGGUUUCAAGAAAUGUUUUAGUGUUCUAUACAUAUAUACAUAUAUAUUUUUGUGCUGUUCUUUUUCCAGGACAGUCAGGUAAAAAUUGACUCUGUUUAAGAAAAAUGUAUUGAAACAUUUUGCCAUGCCCGUUUUUCAGUUGUGUAUAAAUUUUGUCUUUUUAAAAAUGUUUUUUUAAUAUAAAAACAUUGCAAAAGUCGUCUUUGCUGUGCCCAUUCUGUUAGUGUUGAUCCAAAAUAAGAGCGUAGAUGUCGUAGGGUCGGGGGUGGCUAAGCAGCCUCUUCAUCCAUCAGUUGAACCCUCCUGUAAUGUAAGUACAAAACUGUGACUCUUUAAGACCACACGCAUUUUUUUGAUGUAGUAUUUUUGUGAAAACAAAUUCCCCCCCCCCCCCCACCCCCCCCCCCCCUUUAUCUUGGGUAAGUAUGAAAUGUUCUGAGAGGCUUAGUAUCUGAAGACUGCUGAUUCUUGUGCCACAUGUUUCUGAGACUCAUUUGUGACCUGACUGUGAUUAGAUUGUGUAGGUAGCACUUCAGUGGUUUUUUUCUGACCUGAGGGGUUGCCCUGCUGGUGGGAGACUGUGUUAACGAUGUGGUUUCUGCGUUUUUCUCUGAAUACCUGACCUGCUGAGUGCCACUGAGUUCAUGUCUUAAAAUGCCAUUAAUUUGCUUAGACAUCUACUGCACAGUUACCAGUGUAGCAUGCUUAGGUCUCUGCCCAUGAUUUCUUUCCAUGUCCCAUAUAAGCAUGUUGGAAUGCUAAUAGUUGAAGUGCUUCUGAUUAGCCCAGUUAACUCAUUCUGAUGAUGAUGAUGAUGAUGAUGAUCGUUGAUUUAACUUUUCUCUGACGGAGCAUUGUUGUGACUGGCUGUGAAAUAGAAAAGUCAGAACAAUAUUUAACUGCAUUGUUCACUGAUGGCAAACAGUACAAUAUAUCUGAUCUUUGCAGUGUCGUCCCAGACCUUGCAUCUUAGGUUCUGCUGCAUAACACAGGUAAGCGAAACCUAAGGAGACCAAAGUGUUGUUUUUUUUAUAUCUUGCCCAGUGACAUGAGCCAUAUAAAAGUGCAAAGAAAUGCUUACCUGUGUUGUUAACAUGCCUCACUGCAUUUUUAUGCUAUCCGUAGUACAGAAAUGUGCAGGAUCUCCACGUACGAUCCGCCCUGUUUUUGUAGGAUCUGUCAUUAAUGAACUGCAUGAUGAGCUAAACCGGUUGUUACAUUAAGUUGUUUGUUUUUUAAAAAAUUACUCUUGCAAAGUGACUUUCCCACCCAAACCUACCCCCUCCCCCCC
Messenger RNA from Menidia menidia (Atlantic silverside), 2542 nucleotides. The record is from the annotation of a GenBank genome assembly. NCBI's taxonomy places the organism in Eukaryota, Metazoa, Chordata, Actinopteri, Atheriniformes, Atherinopsidae.